Molecule: messenger RNA, 1300 nt
Organism: Paraphaeosphaeria sporulosa
Lineage: Eukaryota; Fungi; Ascomycota; Dothideomycetes; Pleosporales; Didymosphaeriaceae
Product: P-loop containing nucleoside triphosphate hydrolase protein
Exons: 4
Coding region: 42-1103 (353 amino acids)
Biological process (GO): DNA-templated DNA replication; DNA repair
Cellular component (GO): Ctf18 RFC-like complex; Rad17 RFC-like complex; nucleus
Molecular function (GO): ATP hydrolysis activity; DNA binding; DNA clamp loader activity
Source: RefSeq, a predicted model, not a curated record
CCCGAAGCUACGAUCAAACAACACACAAUCAUACUCACACCAUGGCUUUACUCGUGGACAAGCACCGCCCGCGAAGCCUAGAGGCUCUCAGCUACCAUCCGGAUCUCUCAGAUCGUCUGCGAUCUCUCGCACAAAGCGGCGACUUCCCCCAUCUCCUUGUCUACGGCCCCUCUGGCGCCGGAAAGAAAACCCGCAUCGUCGCAACCCUCAAAGAGCUCUACGGCCCCGGCGUCGAAAAGAUCAAGAUCGACGCUCGUGUCUUUCAAACUACGUCCAACCGCAAGCUCGAAUUCAACAUCGUCGCCUCCGUGUACCACCUUGAGAUCACGCCGUCAGAUGUCGGGAAUUACGACCGUGUCGUCGUGCAAGAUCUCCUCAAGGAAGUCGCCCAGACGCAGCAGGUCGACUUGAACGCCAAGCAGCGUUUCAAGGUCGUGGUCAUUAAUGAGGCGGAUCAUCUGACGCGCGAUGCGCAGGCGGCACUGAGACGGACCAUGGAGAAAUACAGUCCUAACUUGAGGCUUAUCCUGCUGGCAAACUCGACAAGUAACAUCAUUGCUCCGAUCCGGAGUAGGACAUUGUUAGUGAGGGUUGCGGCGCCGACCGAAGAGGAGAUCUGCGGCGUGCUGAGGGUAGUUGGAAAGAAGGAGGGAUGGAAGGAGGUGGAUGGCUUGAAUAAGAGGGUUGCGAAGGAAAGCGGCAGGAAUUUGAGGAAGGCCCUGCUUAUGUUUGAGGCCGUGCAUGCACAGAACGAAAACAUCACAGACACAACACACAUCCCGCCACCAGACUGGGAGGCUCUGAUCAGCCAGAUCGCAAACCAGAUUGUCGAGGAACGGAGUCCAGCCCGUCUCCUCCAGGUCCGCGCGGCACUUUACGAUCUUCUCUCGCAUUGCAUAGAUCCCACAACAAUUCUAAAGACACUCACUUGGAAACUAAUCCCUAAGACCGACGAUGCGCUCAAGCCAGAAGUCAUAAAGUGGGCUGCCUUCUACGAGCACAGAUGCAAGACCGGCAGCAAAGUCAUAUUCCACUUAGAAGCCUUUGUCGCAAAAUACAUGCGGUUAUAUGAAAGCUUCCUCAUGGGCGUCGAUUUCGACUAGCAAAGGUAUGAUCGGUGUAUUAUCAUUCCGCUUUAUAGCUUGCAUCAGGGACAUCUAGCAAAGGCGUUUAGGAGUUGCGUGGUUGGAGGGGCGGCAUAGCACUCCGAGAAAGGGAGGGAUGCUCUAGCGUUGAUUUGACGUCAUUAACGACGAAGCUCCCCAGCAUCUUUCGAAGCUCUACCGUUGGAGCGACUGCA